Microcebus murinus (gray mouse lemur) is the source of this 445-nucleotide messenger RNA. RefSeq names its product COP9 signalosome subunit 9 (gene COPS9). NCBI's taxonomy places the organism in Eukaryota, Metazoa, Chordata, Mammalia, Primates, Cheirogaleidae. The record is from RefSeq and is a predicted model, not a curated record.
GCCGUCGCGGCCGGAAGUGGUCGUAGAGCGCCGCGGGCCCGCCAUGAAGCCGGCGGUGGACGAGAUGUUCCCCGAGGGCGCCGGGCCCUACGUGGACCUGGACGAAGCAGGCGGCAGCACCGGGCUCUUGAUGGACUUGGCAGCCAAUGAAAAGGCGGUUCACGCAGACUUUUUUAACGACUUUGAGGAUCUCUUUGAUGACGAUGACGUCCAGUGACGCGCUGCCUGGCUGCGGUCCGGCCCCGCCUUCGCACAGCGCCGUGUGGCGGAUCGUCUCGGAGGACAGUGUCCAAUGGCUUUAAAGGACUCGUGGGCGUCUCUUGAAAUCAGGAGCUGGGCAGCCACGAGAGCGAGAUCUGUCUUAACCCCCCACGAUGCCGUCACCCUCUAGCGUGACCAGCUGCUGUCCUCAUUUCAAGUAAAAGAAAGCAGCACAUCACAUGCA